AAAAGCAACCAAUCGUCGAAGCAAGUGCGCGAUGGUUUGCCGUGGUUUAGCGGCGGUGGUGUUGCUGGCGCUGGCCUCCGGUGCCCUGGCCGGGAAAUGGUGGGAAAACGCAGUUAUCUAUCAGAUCUACACUCCGUCCUUCUACGACUAUAACGGGGAUGGCAUCGGCGACUUACGAGGUAUUGAAGAAAAAGGCGAUUACCUAGCUGGCUUAGGCAUUGACGCAGUUUGGCUGAGCCCAUUCUUUAAAUCACCAGGGGUUGACAAUGGUUAUGAUGUUAGCGAUUUCAGGAGCAUCGAAACCAAGUAUGGGACGAUGGCGGAUUUUGAGAACAUGUUGAAAACCCUCCGCGAAAAAUACGGAAUUGAGAUAAUUAUCGACUUUAUUUUAAAUCAUACGAGCGAUCAGCACGAGUGGUUCAAAAAAUCCGUCAAGAAAGAGGGUGCUUACACAGAUUACUACAUCUGGAAGGAUCCAAAAGGGUAUGUUGGCGGAAAACCAGUCCCUCCAAAUGAAUGGAAAACAUCCCCAAUGCUUGGAGGUACAUCAUCGUGGGAAUGGAACGAGGACAGGAAACAGUUUUACUACCAUGCUUAUCACAAAGAGCAACCCGAUCUGAAUCUUCGUAAUUCUAACGUCAUCAGGGAGUUUACGGAUCUGUUCCACUUUUGGCUUGGAAAAGGAGUAAAAGGCUUUAGAGUAGGUGCUGUCUCGUACAUGUUUGAGGACGAAAAUAUGAGAGAUGAGUCUUACUACGGACAACAUACCCAGUCUCAGGCGGAAUCUUAUGAUCUAAUAGAGGACAUCCGAGCUUUCUUGGACGAAUAUGGUGAAAAAAAUAAUGUUGAUGUUUUGCUGAUGACCGAAGCCAACGGCAAGCCUGACAUGGUUUUCAAAUAUUAUGGAACUUCUGGAUCCCCAGGAGCUCAUAUACCUUUCAAUUUCCUGCUCCUCACUCACUUGAGGCAAGACACGAACGCUCAUGGGCUGAAUGACACCGUUGCAGGAUAUUUAGGAAGUUUGACAUUGAGUCAAAUGCCUAACUGGGUGUCAGGAAAUCACGAUAUGGUACGGAUUCCGUCCCGCGUGGGGAGCGACACUGCUGUGGACAUCGUGAACAUGCUCAACAUUUUGCUACCAGGCUCCUCAACCGUCUAUUAUGGAGACGAAAUCGGCAUGGACAGCUACUGGAACAUGGACAAAUCCGGACUCACGAAGAUACUGCAAGAAGACUACCGCACACCCUACAGAACCCCCUUCCAGUGGUCCGAUGAGAAAAAUGCAGGAUUCACCACAAAUGAUUCACCGUGGCUUCCGGUACAUCCCGACUACUACCGAGUGAACGCAGCAACGCAAAACAAAACUCCCAGAAAAUCAGGCGAGACAACUCACUUGAGGAACUUCAAGAAAUUGGUGGAGUUGAAGAAACUGAAUCUUGCUCUCCGCAAAGGGAAAGUCUCCACUUACGUGCUUGAUGAAUAUGUUUUCGCUUUUGUCAGAGUUCAUGGGAAAGCAAUGUGCCUUGUCAUCGUAAAUUUGAGCCAAUCGCAGAGCAAACCAAUCAAUCUUCUUAACAAUAUUCCUGUUGCAAGAAGAGCCAAACUGGUUGACAUCGAGGUGAAGAGUGUAAACAUGCCUAGGGAUCUUACCAAGACGCAACUGUUCCCCGGAGAUUUUACCAUGCCACCUAAGUCAGGAUUGGUGCUGUCUUUUAGACUUUCAGCCUCAUCCGAAAUCGGCGAGGAUGAGGAUCCAUCGGAAUCUUCUGGUGAGCCGAGUUCCCUAAACGAGGACCCAACCCAAUCUCUGGUGACUCGGAUGAUUCCGUUUCCUCCUCCAGGCCCUCCUCCUUUCAUGCCUUGGAUGUCAGGACCACCGAUGUUCGGACCAAUGGGCAUGCCCUGGCCCCCACCGCCGCCGCCAUUCAUGAUGCCAUUUGGUGGUCCUCCACGCGGUGGGAAAGGGGCGCAACGGGCGCAACGCCGGCCGCAGGGGCCGCAACCGCCGAGGCCGCAGAACCAGCAACGACCCAACGGGCAAAACACCCGAAAACCGGUCGACCUGUACCACAACCUGAUAAGCGCACCCUCCCGCGGCGUGAGGCUGGCGGCCAAACUCCUCGGCGUGGACCUGAACCUGAAAUCAGUGGACCUCGCCAAACAGGAGCAGAUGCAACCCUCUUUCCUCAAAAUGAACCCGCAACACACGGUGCCGACGAUGGACGACAACGGAUUCUACCUCUCCGAGAGCAGGGCCAUCAUCACCUACCUGGCCAACAAAUACGGCAAAAACAAGAACUACCUUUACCCCAAGGACCCCGAGAGACGAGCAGUCAUCGACCAACGACUGUACUUCGACAUGGGGACUCUCUUCCAGCGGUUCCUCGAUUACUGGAUGCCGUACAUGUUUGCUGGGGCCCCGUUAGACGAAGCCAAGUUGAAAAAGUUGGAGGAGGCGUUCAAGUUCUUCGAUGAUAUGUUGAAAAGAUCCGUUUAUGCUGCUGGAGACAGAAUAACAGUUGCCGACGCGGCUCUUGCUUCGUCUGUGUCCACGAUUGAGGCGGUUGGUGUGAUCGAUGUCGACAAUUACCCGAAUGUGAGUCGCUGGUAUAGGAACGUCCAAAACGCUCUUCCUGAUUACGAGAACACCAAUCAGAAGGGUGCUAUGGCGUUCAACGAGUUUGCCAAUGCGAUGAUUAGCAAGUGGAAGAAUGCUUAGUCGGAUAUUUCGCGUGUCCGCUCAGUGUCCCAAGCUUAUCUGUAUUUGUACCCCCGAAACUAUUUCGUAGUUGAUUUCAAUCAAAAUUUCCUAAAAUUGAUGGAAAAGUAAUAGUUAUAAAAAUUAGAUUUGUUUGUUGGUGAUGAUGAACUCCAGAACAACACAGAUUUCAAUAUAUUGAAAUAUUUUUUUUUAGUUUUGUAUCACCGCGCAGUAUUAAAAUUUUAAUGCAUGAA
Molecule: messenger RNA, 2955 nt
Organism: Bemisia tabaci
Lineage: Eukaryota; Metazoa; Arthropoda; Insecta; Hemiptera; Aleyrodidae
Source: RefSeq, a predicted model, not a curated record